This is a messenger RNA of Drosophila hydei, 1150 nucleotides long. RefSeq lists its product as uncharacterized. Lineage: Eukaryota; Metazoa; Arthropoda; Insecta; Diptera; Drosophilidae. The coding region runs from base 622 to 951 and encodes 109 amino acids. The record is from RefSeq and is a predicted model, not a curated record. The transcript is spliced from 3 exons.
UUAUUUUCUUGGGGCAUGAAGAGUGUUGUUUCGUUGUGUUAGGAAGAGGCAAAACUAUUAAAUAUUUAUAAUUUAUUCAAUUUGUACAUUGAUGUUCCGUUUGCCCGUAACCUUUUUGUUUCGUCUUGAGCUUACUCCCAACUGGGGUUUUGAGCUGCGGUGGAGAACGUUAGAUUUUUUUUACGGAGUGAUGAUGCGGAGUAUGGUUAGUAGAAGUUUGGGUCUUCCAUGGAGACCAGUUCCAGCAACAGUCUCGGGAAUGUGUUGUGGAAUGUUGUUGACGAGAGUUUUUCGAGUGGGCAGGUGAUAUAUACGAUGCUGGGUAGUUUGUCUGAAUUUCUUGUUCAAUAUAGAGCGCAAGAACCUAAUGCAGGAGUAGAGGAUUUGCGUAUAAUAGAUGUAUUGGCUGCGGAAUCCUGAUGCGUUUUAUUUGGAGAUGCUCUUUGUUCAGCUCUGGGGGGUUCGUGGCAACCUACUUUUUGGCCACUGCAGCACUCGAUAAUAUGUGGUGUGCCUGUUGUAUUUGGCUGUCUUGUAAGUGGUGUUAAGCGGAGAGCUUUCAGCUUCUGGACUCCCCUCCAGUUGGCAGUGUGGGCCUUUGGUUGGGUGCAUUCAGCCGUCAUGUGUAAUUGGCCGCAUUUGACGCAACGAGGGUUGCUGAAAGAGAAGGCUUGUGUUCCACAGAGGAGAAUGGAUUCAAUGUUGAUUGGUGUACCGAUGCCUUUGAUGGGGAUCUUAAGAGCCAAAAUCUUCUGGAAGAUCAGUGUUUGUCUGCAGAGUGGCGAGGUGGAAUAUUCAGUUCUCCUUUUGAAGAUUAUUAUCGUUGGAGGUUUAAAGAUUUGGGGAGCAGCAAGAUGGAGCAGAUCAAGAUUGCAAGAUGACAAACGUUUCUAUGACUUGGAUGAUGUAGGAGCCCCCGACGACUCGGCUCGAAUAGUAGUGUUUUUCUGAUGGUGGAAGUAUAGGAGUAGGAGUGGAAGUACUCCCGUUGAGUUGAUGAUUAAAAUCUUUGGAGAGUAGGAGAGAACGUUACUAAAUAUUUCAUUAUAUUCGAAAAACUCUUUUUGUAUUGGAUUUGUGUCUGUCUUGGCUGAUACUUCUAGUGCAGCAGAGUUCUCAGAGCAUUCUGAAGAUUGCUCGAUGUUUUAAG